AUGGUGUGGUGGUACUGCUGGAUUCUGGCCAGUUUCUUCGCAAUAUGUACGGCCGGCGCGAGUUGCCAGGAUGUCUCCACUUCGGAAGAUGAGGAGUGUCAGGCGGCACAGUUCCUGCAGACGGCCACGCACAUGCGAAGUGAGAGUCAGGCAUGUGGCCACCUCAUUCCCGGGAGCGUGGGCGAUCCUACGACUUUCUUCAACAACAAUUGCAAGUACCACACGCACGGGUCCGACUGCAAUCGGCCUAUUCAGGAUAUUAUGGCGGAGAACCCUGGAAUGGAUGGGUUUUGCUACUUCAAUGGCAGUGCGAUGUACAUCUUCGUGCGAGAAGACUACUCCGAGCCAAACUUCGAAGCCUCGGCAGUCUCCGGUAUUCUGGGACUCCGGACUCCAGACUACAAAGGACUCGACUCUGGCCCAGAAGUCACGUAUAGAUUCGAGGGUGAGACGAUCUUCAGCCACAUGGACCUAAUGCAUUACAUCUACGACGACCUGUAUGCCUACUCUUUGGGAGCCUUGCAGGGCCAAGGUCUGGAUGUUGGCCUCAUCAAGAACAGCACUGCGUGGAUUGCCGUGUCCGAGUCCAAGUGCCAUGAGCUGCAGGCAAAGUACCACUUCACUCGUGAAGAUAUGGUCUUCAGCGAUGUCCUGGACAUGAACAUGCCCCUCCUGGCCAUGAGCCUGUGUGCUGGGAGCCAGGAGCUCCCUGAGAACCUCCGGGUCCCGUAUGUGACAGAGAAGGCAAACUAUCGCAACUCCACCAGCUGCCAAUCUCCAUCCAGGAGGGAGUAUGCCCGCCACCACUACAUGAAGUGUCUCCUCGGCUACACACAUUCGGCUGAUGACCUGGCAUACCUGGCGACCCGGGCUUGUCUGAUGGAGGGGAACAAGAUUGGACAUUUCGGCGAGUGUCCAUAUCAGCCGCUUUUGCUGCGGGCGGCAUCUCCUGGUGACUUCUCUGAGCAAACGGCAGGUUUUGGUUGCGACAUGUACGCAAGCUUGAUCUCAGUUUUUGUUGCUUUGGAUCUGAUUGGGCAGUUUGUGCGAUGGGUCAAGUUUAUCAUCGCCUUCGCCUACGCGUCUGCGGCAGCGUCUGAAUCACGGGAGUCCUGCAACGCGCGAAACCUCGGCAUCACCAAGAUCAUUGCCUUUGGGGACAGCUACUCGGAUGUCGGAAAUAUUUGGAAGGCGUCCAAUUAUACGCAACCAGCAAGCCCCCCCUUCUGGAUGGGGCGAUACUCUAAUGGAAGGAACUACCUCGACUUCUUGGGGAUGAUGCUGGGCACGGCCGUGUCCACGGAGAACGGUUUUGCAUGGGGUGGAGCAACAACAAACAACGACUUUAUCCCCGCCCACUCCACCUUCAUUGAUGGGCUCGUUCCCGCGGUCAAACAGCAGGUCGACUCAUACUUGGACCAGUCGAGGCAAGAUGAUCCGGCAACCACUUUGUUUAUCAUCAUGGUGGGUUACAAUGAUUUUUGGUGGUUUGUGAAGCGGAAGGAAUAUUCGAUCUCGGCGCUGACCAGUGUCGCGAGGCAGGUGGCCACCAACAUGUUUAGGAGCGCUGCGACACUCUACUCCCAGGCCGGGGCAAGACGGUUCUUGAUCGCCAACAUCGUGGACAUGUUGCUCCAUCCGGAUGCUGCCACGAAAACGGCAGAACAACGAGCGGCAUAUGGAAUUCUAAGCAAGGAGUUCGAAGCUUUCUUUGAUGCCAAACUUGCGAAGUUUGCCACGACAUAUGCCGACGCCGACGUGACCAAAUUUGAUGUCAACAGUCUCUUUGUUGAGAUAACAACGAGCCCCAGUUGUUUCGGCUAUGACAACGUGGUCGCCGCAUGUGCGAAUGGGACUCGUCUGUGCGAGAAUCCAUAUGGAGCGUUGUGGAUCGAUGAGUGGCAUUUUUCGACGCAAACGCAUAAGAGGGUUGCUGAUCUUGCUCUUGCUGCAUUGAGCUCAUAG
Symbiodinium natans is the source of this 1965-nucleotide messenger RNA. The record is from the annotation of a GenBank genome assembly. NCBI's taxonomy places the organism in Eukaryota, Dinophyceae, Suessiales, Symbiodiniaceae.